UGUUAGCUAAAUCAAGUAUCAACACAUUGUUAGAAGCUGAUAUUUAUUGUUUAGUUUUAAAAGUAAAGUAGUAGAUUAUUCUGAUAGUAUAAAUCACAGUCUGCAGAAUAAACAUGAGUUAUCAGUUUAUCACUUAUCGUUGAUUUCUCCAUAUUGCUUAUAUUCACCUCGUCUUCUCAACUACUAAGUACUAUAAACGAAGACGUGACGUUUAACACGUCUAUAAGCCUUCAGUAAGCAAUAAGCAUAAUAUURUUUUAUGAUAAUAAAUACCUACUACCUAGGCAACUAGCUUCAUGUGACAGACACUACACCGAGUGUAAUAUUUUACUAUUUAGCCAUGAGCCAAGCUAUUAAAGCCAAGCAAGCGGAUCGUUUGAAGAAACUCAGAGACCUCCACAUCAAAAGAAAUGAAGCUAGAGUGAACAACCAUCAAGAAGUUGUUGAAGAAGACAAACAAAUGAAGUUGCCAUCAAACUGGGAAGCAAGACAGAGAAAAGCAGAAUGGCUUUUAAAUGACGAUAAACUUAGACAAGAGGCUAAAGAAAAGGGACAAGAUUACAACCGUUUAAAACUUUUAAAUAUGACCGCAAUGGAAGCAGAUGCUAUUGACAGAAAGAAAAAACGCCAAAAUCCUGAUCCUGGGUUUUCAGAUUAUGAGGAAGCUACUGCUCGUCAAUACAACAGAAUGAUAUCUAACAUGAAAGUAGACAUGAAUGCCUAUCAAAGACAAAGAGAUAAACUGGGCAAAGCAUUCUAUGCCGAAGCCAACACUUAUUUGCAUGAUAAAAUUAAAGAUUCAAAAGAAGGAAUUGACAAUAUGGUAGAUGAUUUGGAAAAACAAAUCGCAAAACGCAACAAGUUCAGUAGGAGAAGAACACAUAAUGAUGAAGCUGAU
Messenger RNA from Diuraphis noxia (Russian wheat aphid), 898 nucleotides. RefSeq names its product pre-mRNA-splicing factor Syf2. NCBI's taxonomy places the organism in Eukaryota, Metazoa, Arthropoda, Insecta, Hemiptera, Aphididae. Gene Ontology annotation, cellular component: Prp19 complex; post-mRNA release spliceosomal complex; catalytic step 2 spliceosome. The record is from RefSeq and is a predicted model, not a curated record.